AUGAGGUCCAGGAGGUCGCGACCCGGGACGGCCGACGCGCUGCUGCUGGCGGUGGUGGCGGUCGGCGUGCUGGUCGUGGCCAAGCUGGUCGCCGUCGCGGACGCCGCGGAGCGCCACAGCAGGAGCCUCGUCUUCCGGCCCGGCAGGGUGCAGGUGAUUAUUGGUUUCGGAAUCCCACUAAGCUUGCCGCACCAGUCAGUGACGACGGGCAUGCUCCUCAAGAGCAACUACCUGACGCCGUCCAACGUCAGCAUGUACACGCGGCCCCAGGAGUACUUCUCCAGCCGCAGCGCGCGGGCCGCCGCCAACACCCCGGACGCCGGCGGCCUCACCGAGCACCUGGCCAGCCGCUGGGACCUGUACACCGCCCUGCAGGGCACGCUGGAGCAGCUGGGCGGCGGCGCGGGCAGCGGGCGGCAGUGCUUGCUGAGGGCGGUCUGCGAGGCGGCGGCCUUCACCGUCAGGCACGACGGGCUGCUGGGGGAGCUGCUGCACGUCCUGCUCACGCCGUCCACCACUCGGGAGCGCGUGCUGCUGCACCAGGACCACGAGUUCCACGCGGCGGAGGCGGCCGGCAGGCGGGCCAGGGCCGCCCAGGACCCCGUCGACACGUGCGCCAGGACGUUCCGCGGCUGCGCCACCUCCACGCUCGACAUGUUCUCGCGCAUCCACGACUUCCGUUCUUGGCCAAUAAAUUGA
Messenger RNA from Thrips palmi, 699 nucleotides. RefSeq lists its product as uncharacterized. The record is from RefSeq and is a predicted model, not a curated record. Lineage: Eukaryota; Metazoa; Arthropoda; Insecta; Thysanoptera; Thripidae. The coding region runs from base 1 to 699 and encodes 232 amino acids. The transcript has 4 exons.